Boleophthalmus pectinirostris (great blue-spotted mudskipper) is the source of this 4018-nucleotide messenger RNA. Its product is annotated as alpha-2-macroglobulin-like protein 1. Gene Ontology annotation, cellular component: extracellular region. Gene Ontology annotation, molecular function: endopeptidase inhibitor activity. Lineage: Eukaryota; Metazoa; Chordata; Actinopteri; Gobiiformes; Gobiidae. The transcript has 33 exons. The coding region runs from base 17 to 3973 and encodes 1318 amino acids. The record is from RefSeq and is a predicted model, not a curated record.
UGAGUCUGGUUCAGACAUGGGUCCUGGCUGCAGCUCGUGGUGGAGGCGGCUCCUCCUCGUACUCGCCCUGAGCCUGGGGGCCUCUGCAGACCCUCAGUUCCUGGUGGUGCUCCCUGCGGUGGUGGAGUCUGGGAGUACGGUGAAGUUCUGCAUGAGUCUGCUGCAGGUCUCUGAGGAGCUGAACUUCACCGUGAGUCUGAUCAAAGACGAGAAGACGAGUUUACUCACAGACACAGUGGACGACGACACAAACACCUGCAGGACAUUUCAGGCUCCUGUUGUUGAAGAUUCUGAAAUCCAGAAUUUUGAGUUUGAAAUCAAAGGAAAAAACUUUCAACGAUGGGAAACUCACAAAAUCCAAAUCAAGAACCACGGACUGAAAACGUUUAUCCAGACCGACAAACCCCUGUACCUGCCCGGGCAGACAGUGCAUUUUCGAGUGGUGACGUUGGACUCGAAGCUGAGACCUGCAAAUGGUUCGUACGAACUCGUGGAGAUGAAGGAUUACCGUGGUAACCGUGUGGCUCAGUGGUUGGAGCAAAGUUCGUCCGGGAGGAUCCUACAGUUGACCUUUGACCUUGACCCUCAUGCCGUAGAGGGAACCUACUCUGUGUCUGUGAAGGUCAAAGGUCAGAGGCACCCCGUCACUCACACAUUCGUGGUGGAGAAGUACGUUCUGCCAAAGUUUUCUGUUGAAGUGGAGGCUCCAGAUGAAGUCAGCAUCGCUCUGGAAGAACUCUCCUUUAAAGUGUGUACAAAAUACACGUUUGGUCAGUCGGUGCCGGGGCAGGUGGAGGUCAGUGUGUGCAGAGACUUUGAACCACAGAGAUACAGCCCAAGUCCAAAAGUAAACCCCCCUGUGUGCCACAAAGAAGUACAGGAGGUGCCCAAAGAUGGCUGUGCGUCCUUCUCCAUUCCAACAUCUCAGUUUAAAAACAUCUCUCGGAUGGAAGCUGCAUACAGCAUAAACGCCAUGAUGAUCGAAGAGGGAACAGACCUGAAGCAGUCUGUGACACAGAAGAUCAAGAUCUCGUAUGAAAUUGGAAAAGUGGAGUUUGUGAAUCCUCCCAACAGAUACAACCCUGGUGAAGUACUGGAGCUGCAGGUGAAGGUGGUGCAUUAUAAUAACACACCAGUCUCCCACACUGAGGUCCAUCUGAUCACAGAAGAUGACGAUGAGCUCCAAAAGCUGAAGACUGACCAGGACGGACACGUUACCUUCAGCUUCAACACCAGCUCCUACUCAGACUCUGUCGGUCUCAUGGCCAGUCUGUAUGAACAUGACAGGCACAGUCACUUGGAGCCUCACUUCAGCACUGCGUUUCUGCAGCUGCAGGAGAUCAAACCUGUCUCCCUCCACACCAGGACCACCAGUUCUCUGGAGGUCAAGGGGGAGGACCGGACCCUGGCGUGCGGGGACAAAGAGAGCUUCACUGUGGGCUACUCCAUCGUGGGCGAGGGCCAAGGGACCAUCAACAUCAUCUACCUGGUCCUGUCCAGAGGAGUCAUCGUUAAAUAUGGACAUUACAGCUCGUACUUGGACACAAUGAUGGAAGGGGAGUUGACCUUUGACCUGGAGAUCACAGGUGACCUGGUGCCCGCUGUGACCGUGGUGACCUACGCCGUCCUGCCCAGUGCCAAUGUCAUCGCCACAUCCAGAGAGUACUCCACAGAGAAGUGCUUCACCAACAAGGUGCAGGUGCAGUUCUCUCCUCCCUCCUCCGUCCCCGGGGAGGACAGCUCUCUCUCCGUCUCCGCUGCUCCUCUGUCUCUGUGUGGACUCAGCGCCGUGGACAAGAGCGUCCUCAUCCAGAAACCAGGGAAAAGUCUGGACCCAGACAAGUUCCUGUCCCUUUUGCCGGUCCAAAGGUCAGAGUCUUUUCCUGAUAGUAUUGAGGACCCUCAGGAGUGUACAAAAGUGCGCUCCAGACGAGAUAUUAUUCUCCGAGAGAGGAACAACGAGGAUGUUUACCACGAACUCAAGAAGCGAGGACUCAAACUGGUGACCAACCUCUUCAUCCGGACGCCCUCUUGUGUGAACUUCAGAGGGAUCGAGUACCACGGGCAGUCCCCCGGACUGUACAGAACCGGCAUCAGGUUUUCAGAUAUUCCUGUGAUGAUGAAUAUGAUAAUUCCUGAGGCGCUAAUAGAGUAUGACAGUGAUUCUCCUCCUCCUCCUCCUCCCAUCGUCACGGUCCGGACCUUCUUCCCCGAGACCUGGAUCUGGGACCUUAUGGAAGUGGGACCCUCGGGCCAGGCGUCUCUGUCCGUCUCCGUCCCAGACACGAUCACGUCCUGGGAGACGGACGCCUUCUGCCUGUCCUCGGAUCAGGGAAUCGGACUGGCAGCCCGGCAGCAGCUCACCGUGUUCCAGCCCUUCUUCCUGGAGCAGGUCCUGCCCUAUUCCAUCAUCCGAGGAGAGAGCUUCAUCCUGAAGGCCACGGUCUUCAACUACCUCCAGUCCUGCAUCAUGAUGGACGUGCAGGCGGCGCCCUCUGCUGGCUUCACCCUCACGCCUCUGUCCUCAGACCAGUACAGGUCGUGUCUCUGCGGCAACGAGCGCAAGACCCUGAGCUGGAUCCUGCUCGCCUCCUCCCUCGGUGAGGUAAACGUUACGGUGACAGCAGAGGCGGUUUCUUCUGACGUCCCGUGUGAUAACGAGGUCCAGAGCCUCCCCGAGCGAGGACGCAAGGACGUGGUGACGAGGACGCUCCGGGUCAAAGCUGAAGGAACAGAAGUGUCCAAGACCUUCAACUGGCUCCUCUGCCCCAAAGGCCCGUGCCUUCGUCUACAUCGACCCAACAAAGAUCACCCUGUCCCGGACUUGGCUCAUGAGCCGACAGAAGGACGACGGGGUGGAGUGUCCGAUGACGUCACCCUCAGCGCUUACAUCACAGCUGCUUUUCUGGAGAUGAACAUGACAGAAUCUGACUCGGUGGUAGAACGUAGCCUCUCGUGUCUGAAGAACCACUCGGAGAACCUGGAGAACCUCUACACCACAGCUCUGAUGGCCUAUGUGUUCAGUUUGGCUGGAGACACAGAGACUCGCGCUCAGCUCCUCCACAGACUGAGCUCCCGAGCCACAGACGAAGGUGGUCAGGUGCACUGGUCUUCUUCUUCUUCUUCUUCUUCUCUGUCGGUGGAGAUCUCGUCGUACGUGCUCCUCUCCGUCCUCACGGCGCCCUCUGUGGGUGUGGAGGACCUGAGCUACGCCUCCAAGAUCGUGCGCUGGCUCACAGGACAACAGAACCCCUAUGGAGGCUUCCAGUCCACUCACUUACAGAACCCCUAUGGAGGCUUCCAGUCCACUCAGGACACAGUGGUGGCGCUGCAGGCUCUGUCCCUGUACUCUGCUGUGGUCUACAGUCCGGACGGGUCCAGCACGGUCCUGGUCCGGGAUCUGAACCGGCCCACAGAGGGGUCUUUGUCCUUCACCGUGGAGCCGAGCAACAAGCUGCUGUACCAGGAGCGCCCUCUGGGGGGCGCCGCGGGGCAGUACAGUGUGGAGGUGACAGGGAGCGCCUGCACCUCCAUACAGGUCUCUCUGUUCUAUAACGUCCCGGUUCCGUCUGAGGUCCGGACUCUGGGGGUGAAGGUCGAGACUCAGAUGGAGUGCGGCGGCUCGGUGCUCCAGCUCCUCCUACAGGCCGAAUACGGUGGAGAGCAGAACAGCACAAACAUGGUGAUCCUGGACGUGAAGAUGCUCUCAGGGUUUGUGCCUCAUGAAGCGUCUCUGAAGAACCUGGAGUCUGAGUCUGGAGUCGACCGAGUGGAGCGGAACGAAGAUCACAUCCUCCUCUACAUCAAAGAGUUGUCUAAAGAUGUGCCCGUGUCCUUCCGUCUGCGUCUGGUUGAGGAAAUUCAGGUCCAGAGCCUCAAACCUGCUGUGGUCAGAAUCUACGACUACUACCAACCAAGUGACGAGGCAGAGACAGAGUACACGUCCCCGUGUGCUGCUCCAAACAAACACUGAACAUUUUAUAAACAGUAAAUUACAAAUAAACAAACAACAAACGAA